UCACGCCAACUGAUGUGAACCGAGCCAGCACCAGUAUACAGUUUUCUACCACGUCGCGCUUAUUUUUUCUUUCCGUUUAUUUUCCGAUUUUUGUUAUCAGUAUUUAAAUAUCAAUUAGAUUAGACGCCGUAGUUGUUUGUACUUUAUUUUGAAAGACAAUUUUUUAUUGUCUCAUUUUCGGUCAGUUCCUACCGUCUAUUUUGUGGUAGAUGGUAUAUCGGUAGUACCAAACAUUUUUGAUGCUCGCGGAACUAGUGCUUUAAAUCGCCGUCCAAGUAGACUUCAGUACAAUUGUUUAGUUCUUGCUGUGUUGGGGUUUCUGCAUUUUUCAGAGACUUUACAAAAAGGAUAUCAGAAGGCUUAAAAGUGACGUUGUUUUGUGUGCCUCGUCAGAAAAAGUCAUCUCAGAACGAAGGCCGUGAUGGGAUGAUCGGUUUGCAAGAGUGCGGACCAGCGCCGCCGAGGGCGCCAAUUUCAACGAAUAGAACUAGAGAUAGAACAGCUCAAGCUGUCGAUUAUUAUAACACCCAUGUGCACAGGGCUUGGGCCAACGCAGGACUUUCGGCAUCGAGAUCAUCAUUUAACGAUAGACAUCAUCAUUCAACUGGUCGGAAAUCAAAUCAAACAGAAUCUCUGUGCAGGAGUAAUUCCAGUCUUGAACUAUUAGAUCAGAACGGAAAACCCUUUAAAACCAGCAGCCCUACACUUAAAAGGGAAUACGGCAGUCACGGAUCUAUUGAUGUUAUUGAUCGACCUCCUGGAGUGCAAGGCAAGAAUGAAUUCUUCGAGAUGCUUCAAGAUUACAGACCGGCUGUCCUAGGUGGAACAGAUCAAAGAAGCCCGGGACCAUCCGAAUAUCUUCGAGGAAAAGUGGACUCAGAAGAUCAGACCGACGGAAACUCUCAUGGAGGAAGUUAUCCUCAAAGCCCAAAAUUGCGGUCCAAACUAACGAGAUUUUGGGGAAAUACCGGCAAUGUCACCACUAACGGUAUUAACGGAAAUAACAGCAGCAUGGUAAAAUCCCAACGUCAAACCAUGGAUGAUAGCCUUGUGAGUAGUUCUACAAACAACGUGGUGUAUUCUCAGGAAGCAGAAGAAAUUGCGAGAAGGCGAGCCUUUGCCCAUUACGACUGUCAAUCUUUGACGACGAACCUUAAUUAUGCGGUACGAUUACGAAGAAAUCAUUUGGCCAAAAGAAGAAACACUACCACGGGGGCAUCCGCAGCGUCUAUGUUAAUCAGGUCGUCAACACCGGAUGGUGAAGGUGACGACGAUGGGGGUGAUGGUCAAUCAAACGAGUUGGUCGAAAGUUGCCCGUUCUUUCGCAAUGAAAUUGGUGGCGAAGAGGAACGAAUUGUGAGUCUUUCCAGGCUGCAAAACGGAACCAAAAACCAUAGAAAACCUCUGCAUAGGCCACAGCUGGCGUAUGGUGUGGCUAUAUUGGAAUUUCCUCCAGGUGAAACUCAUUGGCGGCAUUCCACAUGUCCUUAUCAAAGGUUCCCGAGGCCCAUCGAAAAUGUUGAUCAAGGAGCUCUGUAUUAUCGAAAACACUUUUCAGGACAAGAACAUCAGAACUGGUUUGGAAUGGACGAGCAGCUCGGACCUGUGGCUAUUUCAAUAAAGCGAGAAAAAGUUAUACAUCCUGAGAACCAAUUGACUACUACCCUUACGCAGUACCAGUAUAGAUUGGUGGUUCGUACGUCCGAGCUGCAAACUUUAAGAGGGGCAGUAUUGGAAGAUGCAAUUCCCAAUAUUAAAGCCUCGAAUAACCCUAAGACUUUAAAUACCAAAGAAGUGCUCGAGUAUGUUGCACCAGAAGUUCAACUUAGUUGUCUUAGAUUAGGUUUACAAAAUCAGACCACUGUAGAUCAGUUACUAAAACUAGAUGAGCAGGGCUUAACAAACAAUUAUAAGGUGGGCAUAAUGUAUUGUAAGGCAGGGCAAUCAUCUGAAGAGGAAAUGUAUAACAAUGAAGAUGCGGGUCCAGCAUUCACUGAAUUUUUAGAAACUAUAGGCAAAAAAGUGAAAUUGCAAGGUUUUGAUAAAUACAAAGCAGGCCUAGAUACCAAAGCGGAUUCCACUGGUUUUUACUCGGUAUAUGCACAGUAUCAAGAUUGUGAAAUAAUGUUCCAUGUGUCAACAAUGUUGCCGUUUACUUCAAGCAAUCGACAACAACUGUUAAGAAAGAGGCAUAUUGGGAACGAUAUUGUCACAAUCGUAUUUCAGGAACCAGGAGCGCAACCGUUUACACCUAAAGGAAUACGAUCUCAAUUUCAACACGUAUUUAUUGUUGUUAACGCAUUGAAUCCGUGUACCGAAAAUACGCAUUACAAAAUUGCGGUCUCUAGAUCAAAAGAUGUUGAAGUUUUCGGGCCACCCAUAAAAGAAAGUGCAGUUUUUCCGAAAGGAAAAGCAUUUGCAGAAUUUCUCUUGGCGAAGGUGGUAAAUGCUGAAAAUGCUGCUCAUAGAUCUGAAAAAUUUGUUACCAUGGCCACACGAACACGGCAAGAAUACUUGAAAGAUCUAGUCUCACACUAUUCCACUAACACUCCAGUCGAUACAGGCCAAAAAUUUUGCUAUAUUUCAGCGAUAUUCAGCAGCAAAAAAAAGGACAAGUUACGCCCAAGGUUCAUUCCAGAUUUAUGUCAAAGAGGAGCCAUUCUAUGGCAAGUUUUAUUGGACGACAGCGGUCAAGGGCAGCAAAUUGAAUGUUUCCUAGGUAUUUCUUCUGAUUCGUUCGUGCUAAUUGAAGAGCAAACUCGCCAAAUAGUAUUUGUAACUCCCUGUAAAAGCAUACUAGGGUGGUCACCGCAGACGAACAGCUUGAGAAUAUACCAUCAUCAAGGAGAAUGUAUGAUAAUACACAUGCGGGACACGCAUGGCGAUACAGAUGAGCUGGUUGAAAUCAUGAGUAGAUUAGAAGCUGUGACAAACGGACUUAAAGCCAAAGAAUUCUCUAUUAGUCGUAAUAUAAUGGGUCAGUUAGGCUUCCACGUGCAGCCAGAUGGUAUUGUAACUUUAGUAGAAAAUCAAGGACAAGCUUGGCAAGCGGGUUUAAGGCAAAAUUCUAGAUUGGUUGAGAUAUGCAAGGUGGCUGUUGCAACCCUGACUUAUGAUCAAAUGGUUGAUCUUCUUAAAACCUCUUUGACUGUAACUUUGACUGUGAUACUUCCUUUACCUGACGGAUAUCCUAGAAAAGGCUGUACCUUACAAAACUGUAAAUAUAACGAGGCUCACUAUGAUGGUGAUUACGAUAACAUGACAAAUGGGAGUGAAGAAAACACGAAGUCGCGACGGGCGCCUCCAAUGCAAGCUGUGUCUGGGAAUCAUCGUCGUGUGUAUGAAAGAAGUUUUUCACCACCAAGAAGUAGCAAUAGUUCUGGAUAUGGUACUGGAAGUAGUAGCAAGUCAUUUUAUGCCCAGGAAAAUAGAUAUCACGGCAACACUGCAGAGAAUACUUUGACGAAUUCCUCGAGUGCUCAGUUCAACGAAGACAAAAAAUGGUACGAACUUUUGCAGGAUUUUGAGCCACCUCCAAUACCUUCGAAAAGCAGCAAUUCUCGAACUUCUCAACAUACUAACAAUACGUUUCCCUGCUCACCAAAGCGACUCAAUCAUCACCAGGAAUUUAGAGUAUCCAAAGAUGAAACAUUACCUUCACCAAGUAAAAACAAGGUUGGAUUGCCAUUUCCGGAUAAUUUUCCUUUGCCAGAAGAUUCCGACUGGCCCAGUCUGGUUGAUACAGCAACGAAAGUUAUGAUGCAGGUCGGAUCUAUACCAGAGGAGGAAAAAGAUCGAAAUGUACGAAAUUGGGAAGAAGAGCUAAUUGGAAUUAACAGGAUUGAUCAGCAUUUAUCUAGCUCAUACUCGAGUAUUCCAGAUCAAACGAAGCAUGUAGCAGAACUCAACAGAAAAAUACAAACUUUGGAACGAGAAAAUAGACGUUUGAGAGAUGAGAAUAGAAAAGCGCAGGAUCAAGCACAAGCUGCAGUGUUGCAGUUGAGGAAAUUUACCGAGUGGUUUUUCAAAAACGUAAAACGACAAUGAAAGUAUUAAGUUGCAAUUUACGGAAACCAGUAGUUUGACAGGUCUGAUAAUGUGUUCAAUCUUAAUAGAACCAAAUAUGAUGUAAUCAAUCCUUUCCUUAGAAGAAAUGUACUAAUAAUACCUUCAAUUUCGCCCAAUUUUUUGGCAAAAAAGAUAUUGUAGCGUGUCACAUAGCCAAAUUGUAAAUGUAUUUUUAUACGAAUACUUUAAUUAGCAUUUUUUUCGAACAUUAAACAAAGUGUCUGAUAAUUUGUAAACUUAUUCAGUAAAUUUUAUGUGUAUUCUGACGGAUGUUUGAAUUUGUCCAAAAUAAAUUGAACACUAUUCUCUCCCUUUUGCAUAUUUGCAAAAACCUAUAGCUUUAAACUUAAAAAAUACUGAUCAAGAAGUAUUUGCAAUGAUGCAUAUAUAAGUUUUCAAAAUAGUAGCUUAUCACUUUUAAAAACUAUGUUACUUUAAGUAUACUGCAAAAUUAAUUUUUAGAUAUUAUUUAUUUUUAUCGCGCUGUAAGUAUUACAUAGAACAUUGAGAAGUUACCAUAAUCUUGUAAUAGUUGUAGUUUGGUAUUAAUAUUAUUUAAAACCUUAACCGCGGUUUGUUUGUAAACGGAUUUUAAAAAUUUUGAACGCUAUAAGCCCGAUUAACAGGAAAGUUAUUACACGAAUCACGUAUAACGAAAUCAAAUAUAAGUUAUGAGAAAUCUGAAAACUAAAUUAAAACUUUCGGUUUUCAACAAAUCUUGAAUAGCUCGUUAGGCGAGUGCAAUAAAAUAUUGCUGUUUGAAAUAAAUAUUAUUAAUCAUAUGAUGCUUGAAUUUAUUUCAACGAUUUUCUAGUAACUGAAUGAAAGUUUUACAAUACAUUGUGUUAUUUAAACGGUUUUUGUAUAUACAAAUUUAAUGACAUGACAAGUGGUGCCUUGAUAUAAUUUAAACUGGCAUGCAACGUUAUGUUGUAACCUGUUUCUGAAAUGUACAAGUUUUUGUUAAAGCAUUAUCGGAUGUGCCCAAAACAUACGAAAACACUCUUAUAGAAGCGGUCGCGAGUUUUGCCGAGUUAAUUUGGAAGAAAUAUAUAAAGUUUUCAACCCACUUAUUAUAUUAAGUACAUCACGUCUACUUUGUUUUUUUUAAUUAAUUAAUAUUUAAAAAAUACUUUUUUAAAGCACUAUCAAUAUUAAUCACGUUCAGCUCCUAGUCGCAGCUAAUCAUAUUGAAUUUUAAUCUGCAGGUUUACAUACUUUUCGUUAUUUAAUCUAAGCAUGUCAUUCUACUGUUUAAGUAUAUACACCAUAUAUCGGGAUAGUUGGGACAACGUAUCGAAAGUACAAUUUGGAUAAUUAUAUAAGAAUUCUCAAGUGUUGAUAAUAAUUGUUAACUGGUUUAUUACAUGUUCUGUUCAUAAAAUUCCCUCACUUUAUUUCGAAUUCUAAUCAUGCCUCUUAUUCAGGAUAUCUAUCUGAUUUUACUCUAUCCGAUUGGUAUGUGAAGUCACUGCAGGUAAAAAAUACUCAAGUGGCGUUACUAGAAGAUUUUGGACGAAUAAGUCGAUUUUCGUUUGGAUUGAAUCGAUUUUGUCCAAGAGCCCAAACCAUUUAAAUUUGGAGAAUCUAUUAAAAUUUAUUUUCUAUGAAUCGGCUUCAGCUUUACGUUCCGAAAAGGACGGUCACUUUAAAAAACGAAAUCCCAAUUUAGAAGUAGCUAUUUGAAUUACGAUUAUUUUGUUAAGUAUUAGUUAAAAUAAAUAUUUAUUUUAAAUUAAUAUCCAACCACAAGUGGCAGAAUAUCCAUUUAAGAAUUGAUGCAACAAUAAUAAACCUUUAAUGUUAAGUUAUGACUGUAUGUACAACUGCUAUAUUUCAGCUAUUGAAUUAGUUACAGCAUUACUGUUAUUAAGUUUUUAGUGUUAUAUUUGUCUGUGACCUGUUUAGAUGCCUUUAAAUCGGAUCUAUUUUAUGAAGUAUUAAAUUGUAGUUUUUUAUAGAAAUAUAUUUGUUGUAAAUAAAACUAAAACUGACAGCGUA
Messenger RNA from Dendroctonus ponderosae (mountain pine beetle), 6069 nucleotides. Its product is annotated as signal-induced proliferation-associated 1-like protein 1. Gene Ontology annotation, molecular function: GTPase activator activity; protein binding. The record is from RefSeq and is a predicted model, not a curated record. NCBI's taxonomy places the organism in Eukaryota, Metazoa, Arthropoda, Insecta, Coleoptera, Curculionidae. Gene Ontology annotation, biological process: activation of GTPase activity; regulation of small GTPase mediated signal transduction. Gene Ontology annotation, cellular component: cytoplasm.